CGGUCUCCUCUCCCCUUACUUGACCACUCUGCCUCUGCUGCUCAUUGAGCGCAACAUCUCAUCCAAUCUUUAGGCCGACUCUUGCAAUCAACAAAAAUGUCACAGCAACGCAUGGCCCUCUGGGCGGCCGAAGCCGAUCUCGACGAGGAUAUCCAUGAUGUCGACAUCAGUCUCGCUAUGGGCUCGUCGUACCAGGGUGCAGCUAUCUAUGAAGAAGCCGCACACCAACCCUCGCUCGAUGAGUCGGCUCUCCUCGCCAUGGCACAGCAAGCCGCGUUUGCCCAGAUCCCCGACGUCGUCAAGCGUUUCAUCGUCCACUUCCAUCAAGCCGUCCUCGACAACAACCUCGCAGAGAUCACGGCAGCAUAUGAGAGCGGAUGGAAUCGUCUCACCGAAAAGUACUACGCGAAGACGGAGUGGCCGGAGGCUGAGAUCAUUGCACCACUGGUGAACGAUGACCAGAUCUUCCUCAUCCUCUACCGUGAACUCUACUACCGCCACGUCUACUCACGCCUCCAGCCUAACAUCGACGACCGCUUCCACUCGUACGAGAACAGCUGCGAGCUGUUCAACUAUCUUCUCAACUCCGACGGUCCUGUCGCCCUCGAGCUGCCAGAACAAUGGCUCUGGGACAUCAUCGACGAAUUCAUCUACCAGUUCCAGUCCUUCUGUGCGUACCGCGCGGCAACGCCCACGAAGCUUAAGGCCAAGUCGGACGACGAACUCGUGAUGCUCUCCGAGGGUGGCACGCAAGCUUGGAGCUCCUAUAGCGUACUGAACGUGCUGUAUAGUUUGAUCCAGAAGAGCAGGGUCAACGAGUGGCUGAAGGCAAAGAGGGAGGGGCGGAGUGAUGAGGAGAUCGGAGAGAUUGUCGGUGAUUAUGGUGCCCGUCCGCUCUAUCGGAUGCUCGGAUACUUCAGUAUCAUCGGUCUUCUCCGUGUCCAUGUCCUCCUCGGCGACUUCACCCUUGGGCUCAAGGUGAUGGAGAACGUUGAGCUUACUCAAAAGAGCACGGUCACGCGUGUGACGGCGUGCCAUGUCGCGACGUACUACCACGUUGGUUUCUGCUAUAUCAUGCUCCGGAGGUACCCAGAUGCGAUCCGGACGUUCGUGCAAAUUCUCAACUUCGUGCUGCGUAUGCGCCAGUACCACACGAGGAGUUAUCAGUAUGACCAGAUCAACAAAACGGCCGACAGGAUGUAUGCGCUCUUUGCAAUCUGUCACGCGCUCUCGCCAAGUCGACUGGACGACAACAUUCUGAACAUUGUAAGGGAGAAGUACGGCGAACAAGUUACUAAAAUGUCUAAAGGCGAGGAAGGCAUCCCCGCGUUUGAGGAGCUCUUCCUGUACGCCUGCCCCAAGUUCAUCUCUGCCAACCCGCCGCCGUAUGACGACCCAGAUGCGCUCGCGGCGCUCAUCGAGGACCCGCCGACGGAGCCCGCGCAGCGGCACCUCACGCUCUUCCUGUCGGAUGUCAGGGCACACGUGCCCGUGCCGACACUGCGCAGCUUCCUGAAGCUGUACACGAGCCUGGAUGCGGCGAAGCUCGCCAACUUCCUCGAUGCGGACGAAGAGGAGAUGGUGCAGCAGAUGAUGGUCCUCAAGCAGGCGAGCCGGAGCGUUGCGCGCGCUGCGCUCGGUGGUGGAGGUGCGUCGGAGGGCACGGAAGGCUCGUCGAGCCUCAGUUUGCUGGAGGGCGGGUAUAUCAAUACGAGCGAUUUGAGCUUUGCGAUUGAUGAUAACAUGGUGCACAUCGCUGAGUCGACGGUCGGUCGGCGGUACGCGGGCUGGUUCAUCCGGAACACGGAGCACGCGCAGCGUGUGCUCGAUGGACUCCGUGCGAGCCCCCUGCCCGGCACGCCGCAGCAGCUCCAGGCAGCCGCGGCUGCUGCUGCUGCUGUCAAGGGAGGCAAGCCGCAGGAUGCGCAGGCUCAGGAUGGGGCUGCUCCUGCUACUGGCGGGAAGAAGGUUGCGUGGGGAGGGGCGAAGGUUGCUGCCUGAUUGUGAGGCGAGACGAGUGGUUCAGAGUGGUUCAUUUGCUUGUGAUGUCACUUGGUGUAGAUCGUAGUGGUUUGUUGUAUUCUUCAGAAACGAUCGGGUUUUUUCCAUUGCAUUAAGUCCUAGCCCAUCUGACGACAAAUGAUUGGUUAUCAAAUUACGACCCCUCGUUGAAUGACGAUGGUGACUGGACUGCCUGAAUUAAUGCGUUAGGUGCUUCUAUAUAUGCUGUAAUGCUUUAACUAAUGACGCAAGCAAUGUACCUUCCUACCCAUGGUACUCCACAUAUUGGUCUCCUGCUUGGACUGGGAGACUAGCGUAUCCACUUCGUCUCUCGGCUCAAGCUUCAACCUUCGAUCCCCCUUCCUUCUCCUCGGUCCCCUCCUUUGUUUUGUCCGUGGCCUUCUUCGCUGCCCUCUUUGCCAUUUUCUUCAGUCUCUUAGCGCUCUUCUGCGGCUUGGUGGCCUUCUUACUCUUGGUCAGGCUAGGGCCCUUGCUCUGCGCCCGGAAGGUCCUCCCCAGCGAGCUGGUGAUCUGCGAGAGGGGCAUGCCCAUCCGAAGAUGGGUGACCACGGAGUUGGCGUUCGCGCGGAAGGAGUCGAUGACGCGUUUGCCGAUAUUCUGGGUCACGUUCUUGUUUCGGAUGAAGGGGUCGACGACGCACAGAGGCGAGCUGGGGAACUUCGCGCGCAGUUUUGUCCGUUGCGGCUUGGGGGUCGCUGUGGCCUUGGGCUCCGGGUCGAUCGAUGCCGGAGUCGUGUUUUCAUCCUGUGGUACAUCGGCAUCCCCCGCUGAUGCGACCAUCUCCUUCUCGUGCGUUUCUAUCUGCUCAGCGAGGUCUUCGUCGACGGCCUCUGGUUGCAGAGACGAAGAGGUGGGCUUUGAUCGCCUCAUGUCCGCAUUCAUGAUCCCGCCUAGCUUGAUGUCGACAACAUCGUUGGCAUAGUCGUGCUCCCGCGCCCAAUACUGAAAGAACUCCGCGAGGUGUUGCUCAAUUGACUUCCCGCGGUAAUCCGCCGCCGGCGUCCAUCCCUCCGCAGGAUGCCUCCACCGCGUAUCGCACAUGAUCCUCGAUGACGUAGGCGAUUUAGUUCCCUUGCACCAAAACACCUCUCCCGGAGUCGUAGCGUCCUUGGGCAGCCGCGCGAAGCCCGCCUGCAGGUUCGGCGCAUACCCCUUGUGCU
Coniophora puteana RWD-64-598 SS2 is the source of this 3182-nucleotide messenger RNA. Its product is annotated as eukaryotic translation initiation factor 3 subunit 6. The record is from RefSeq and is a predicted model, not a curated record. Bases 97 to 2001 code for a protein of 634 amino acids. Gene Ontology annotation, molecular function: translation initiation factor activity. Gene Ontology annotation, cellular component: cytoplasm; eukaryotic translation initiation factor 3 complex. The transcript is spliced from 12 exons. NCBI's taxonomy places the organism in Eukaryota, Fungi, Basidiomycota, Agaricomycetes, Boletales, Coniophoraceae. Gene Ontology annotation, biological process: translational initiation.